AUGGCCAAGUUGGUAAGGCACCUCACUAGUAAUGAGGAGAUCGUCAGUUCGAAUCUGGCUGAAGGCAUAAAUCGGUCAUUUCUUUUUUCCAAAUUGCUCAAGUUCAAUUCUUGGCGCUAA
Priceomyces carsonii is the source of this 120-nucleotide messenger RNA. RefSeq lists its product as uncharacterized. The coding region runs from base 1 to 120 and encodes 39 amino acids. The record is from RefSeq and is a predicted model, not a curated record. The transcript has a single exon. Lineage: Eukaryota; Fungi; Ascomycota; Pichiomycetes; Serinales; Debaryomycetaceae.